UAUGGGAAGGCUGACUCUAUGGCAGUAGGUGGAGCAGUUCCUACCGGACGUUGAGCUCUAUGAUGUCAUGGCAGCCGGAAGUUGUGGGGAGAAGGGGCGGAGAAGAUGGCGGCGCAGAGAGCAGUAAGCUGCUUGUGGAGCUGCCUGUGGCAGGGAUCACAGAAUAUCCUUGCAAAAGGCAACGUUCCACUAAAACAGCAUAACUUUCUUCAAAACAAGCACUUGAUGUGGUUCCAGUUUUCAGGGAUCCACAAUGAUAUUCAGCAGUCCAAACAGAACUCCUUGGUAUCCAUUUCAGAUGAGCCAGACACACUCUACAAGAGACUGGCCGUUUUAGUUAAAGGUCAUGACAGAAUUGUGUUGGAUAGUUAUGAAUAUUUCAUGGUGCUUGCUGCUAAAGAGCUUGGUCUCUCCAUAGAAAAAGUAGAAGAGCCUCCAAAGAAGAUAGAACGAUUCACACUUCUGAAAUCAGUGCACAUUUACAAGAAACACAGAGUUCAGUAUGAAAUGAGGACACAUUACCGCUAUUUGGAGUUAAAGCAUUUAACUGGGAGCACAGCCAAUGUUUACCUUGAAUACAUCCAACGAAAUUUACCUGAAGGGGUCGCCAUGGAAGUAAAAAAGACCAGAUUAGAAAAGCUUCCCGAGCACAUUCAGACACCUGUUUGGGACACCCUGCCUCCAGCUGAAGAAGCAGCAAGUGAAAAACAAACACCUGCCCUGUAAUUCUCCCUCCAUAUUCAUUCGGAGUAUAUUCUUUCAUAAGAGCCCUAUGCCGAGUUUGAACCAGUAUGUGUUUAAGGAGCCUGUUUCUUUGAUGACCAGAUCACUGACACUGCAACUCUAGACAGCUACUCAAGAAGAAGCCAAGGAAAUAAGAUAUUUGACAGGGAUAUGUUGUGUCGAUUUGUCUUUGUAUCAUGACUGGUUUGAAUAACUUAAAUAAAGUGAGACUAUAUAUAAAGCUUUUGAAUUAUACUAUAUUUGAAAUGUAUGUGUUUAACACUAUGUAUUAAACACACUUAAUUUUCUUUUUAA
Molecule: messenger RNA, 1038 nt
Organism: Hemicordylus capensis (graceful crag lizard)
Lineage: Eukaryota; Metazoa; Chordata; Lepidosauria; Squamata; Cordylidae
Gene: MRPS10
Product: mitochondrial ribosomal protein S10
Exons: 7
Coding region: 106-726 (206 amino acids)
Biological process (GO): translation
Cellular component (GO): mitochondrial small ribosomal subunit; mitochondrion; ribosome
Molecular function (GO): structural constituent of ribosome
Source: RefSeq, a predicted model, not a curated record